Molecule: messenger RNA, 1905 nt
Organism: Magallana angulata
Lineage: Eukaryota; Metazoa; Mollusca; Bivalvia; Ostreida; Ostreidae
Exons: 7
Coding region: 1-1905 (634 amino acids)
Biological process (GO): protein polyubiquitination; proteasome-mediated ubiquitin-dependent protein catabolic process; negative regulation of translation
Molecular function (GO): translation repressor activity; ubiquitin protein ligase activity
Source: RefSeq, a predicted model, not a curated record
AUGGUAACAAAGGCCCACACACUGAAACAUCUCAUUUACUAUUUACAAAACGAUUUAAUGCGCGUUAUGUUUUGUGAUUUUGAUUUCAAACACAGAUUGUUAAAACAGAAGUUAGAAAUGCUCAGACAUAUUGCCGGUCUACAGAGAUAUGUAAACAUAUAUGAACAGAGGAGAGUAAUCAGACCGCUACAAUUUCUUUCAUCCAUAAAGAGAGCCCUCUCCCAGAUACAGCUUAAACUCCACACAAGCCAGCUCUCCAUGACUGAGUCACUUAACAAGGUGGAUGUGAUGGAGUCACUGAGUUCAAUCCAAAUCACGGAGAGAGGAAACCGACGCGUAGGAGACCAGUGUCUGCUGAAACUGAUGUAUGGUACUGAGUCCCAUCAAUCUCUCACACUGACAGGUGUUUGUUGUUGUUAUCACAUUUCCUGUGUGACAUCAGACUGGGUCUGGGUCAGUGAUGUGUGGAACAAUCUCAUCUUGACAGACAAAACAGAGAAAACAAACUUCAAAUGGAGACCACGAUGUGUGUACUGGUCCCCGUCCACUGGGGAUCUACUGGUCGGGAUGUAUCAUAUACAUACAGAGACAGGCAAGGUUACCCGGUACAACGGAAGUGGACAACUGACACAAACCAUACAGCGGGACAAGUCAGGGCGGCUAGUGUAUAGUUUACCUAACUAUAUAACAGAGAACAACAAUGGGGAUGUCGUGGUGUCUGACUCUAUCUAUUGGCACGGUGCUGUAGUGGUGACAGAGCGUGGGGGAAGACAUCGUUUCUCUUACACAGGACAUUCGCCAGGAUCAGAACUGAUGCCAUGUGGAAUUUGUACUGACUCGCUGUCACACAUCCUGGUGUGUGAUUAUAAAACCAAAACCGUACAUAUGUUACAUAUGGACGGCCAGUUCCUGUCACAUUUACUGACAGGAUCACAAGAGAUGGGUGAACCACGGAGCCUGAGUUAUGAUGUCAAAAGUCACCGUCUUUGGGUCGGAUCAUGGGACAACAACAAGGUGUGUGUCUACAGGUAUAUCACCAGACAGGACGCUCUGACAGAUCAAAGUCGUGUGAUGGAGUCACUGAGUGGAAUCCCAAUUCCAGGGACAGAAAAAGCACAGUAUGGAAACCAGUGUCUACCGAAACUGACGUCUCCUCUCGAUUUACUUCAUUUUCUCAUCGUGAAAGGUGUUAGGUGUUGUUAUCACAUUUCCUGUGUGACAUCAGACCGGGUCUGGGUCAGUGAUAGAUACACUCUCACCUUGACAGACACAACAGGUGCCACUCUACAUAAUGUGGAGGAUUCAUACAGUGGUUUAUAUAGAGGAUUACACACAGUGAACAAAAACAACAAUGGGGAUGUCGUGGUGUCUGACUAUGACGAUGGGUCUGGUGCUGUAGUGGUCACGGAGCGUGGAGGAAGACAUCGUUUCUCCUAUACAGGACGCUCAUCAAGAUUACGACUAAAGCCAAGAGGCAUAUGUACUGACGAGUUGUCACACAUCCUGGACGGUCUGUUCCUGUCAUACCUACUGACAAGACCACAAGAGAUGGAUAGACCAUGGAGCCUGAAUUAUGAUUUCAACUCUCACCGUCUCUGGGUCGGAUCACUGAACAACAGCACUGUGUGUAUCUACAGCUAUAUCAUCAGACAGGCCGCUCCGACAGAAAAGACGCUCCAGCAGAAGAGGAGACAUUUCAAGGAAACGUUGAGUCCGUCUCUUUUGAAAGGUGAUGUCUUCCCACUGGUAACCUUGAAGGGCUGUGCAUUAAACUGGACAAAGGCUGUGUGGACUCGUGUACAGCAGCUUGGCCUGGUCACCACCUGUAGACAGAGAGAAGGUGUCCACAGCCUCAUCAGACAGCUAGACAGAGAGAAGGUGUCCACAGCCUCAUCAGACAGCUAG